Maudiozyma saulgeensis is the source of this 1104-nucleotide messenger RNA. The record is from the annotation of a GenBank genome assembly. NCBI's taxonomy places the organism in Eukaryota, Fungi, Ascomycota, Saccharomycetes, Saccharomycetales, Saccharomycetaceae.
AUGUCAUUACUACCUAGUUGGUGUCCGGAAUAUUCACCUCUUAAGAUUAAUCCAGUGACAGGUUUAGAAGUUUACUGUACAUGUAAGAAGCCAGAUGAAGGUGAGCUAAUGGUAGGAUGUGAUGGUUGCGAUGAUUGGUUCCAUUUCAAGUGUCUUAAAGUCCCAGAGAAAUAUAGAAGACUCGUGGCGGCUUUCUACUGUCCAUACUGCCAAGCAGGUAUAACAGGUAAAGAUAAAGAUGAUACCAACAAACCUUUACCAAAGACUUUAUGGAAAAGGAAAUGUAGAGUAGAGAACUGUUACGAACCAUGCGCAGAAAAUAGUAAAUAUUGUUCUGAGGAACAUGGUUUACAAUAUAUGAGAAAUGUAGUUAAUCAAGGUAUGACAGGUAAUAAUGAAAAAAAUGCAGAUAUUGUAAGGAGAAUGUUGUCUGUAUCAGAAGGAAAUAGUAGCAUUUUCCAAAAUAUUGGGGAAGAUGCAUUUAUAGAUAAUAGCAUACCGACAGGUAUGGAUCCUAUGUUACAUAAAGAAGUUAUAGAGCAAGAUUCGGGAUUAAUGGAAUUGGUACAUUCUCAGGACCAAUGUAACAAUGUCACAAUGAAGGGUAUACAAGAACGUAUUACUAUUCUCGAUAAAUAUAUCGAAUGGGUGGAAGAUGUUAACAGCAAAUUGAAUUCCUCAUUGGAAUUUGAGAAUGGGAACAAUGACGAUAUAGCUGGGAGCUCUGUGAAAAAAACAACUAGUAAGAAAAGAAAAAGAAAGGGUGGUAAUAGGAAAAUAGUAGUAAGAAAAACAAUAUGUGGAUAUACUCCUGACGUAUCGUCUGUCCCAUGCACAUCCGAAGAAUUUGGGCAACUAUACAGGGAUGAAUCGUCUGAUGAAACUGCAACAGAAAUAAAAGGUGUGUGUACUAAAAUGAAAUGCCACAGGCACAACGACUGGAUGUCAAUUAACUCCGAUCAACUGCAGCAAGAAAUGGAGACAGCGGAGUCUAAUAAUGAAAGAUUGAUGGUUUUGAUAAAGAUACGGAAACGUCAACUAAAUUGCCAGUUCUACGAGCGUUUAUCUAAGUCACAUUCACAGGAUCAGCCUACACCGUCAUAA